AUGCACAGCAGCAGCACAGCGGAGAGAUACAAAGCCGCCAGCACACGUGCCUGCUCGCUAGACGACGACGACGACCACCACCACCACCACCACCACCACCACCACCAAUACCACUUGCGCCGCACGCACCCGCACCGCCCGGAGUCUCCCCCUCUGCGGCGGACAUGGCGACUGCAGCUCAAUAGCGACGACCUCCUCUCGGCCCGGCGCAACAUGGAGAGCAUCCACGGCGUCGACGUGAGCUGGCUGCACCACAGCAAAGCCCCGAAGGAGCAUGACCAGAGGAAGCAGCAUGUCGCCGCAACGCCGACCAAAACACCACUGGCGCACAGCGAUAGCGACAGGGCCUCAGCGUCACCUCUACCCAGCCCGCAGCUGGCCCACGACACGAGAAAGCACGACUACUUUCCGAGUCCGGUGACUCCCCAGACGCUCUCCGAGCCGGCCAAGAAUGCAACAAACUCAGCCCCCGUCACAUCUUCGCCCACGCCUCCUGCGAGCACUGCCUCUGCCAAGACGACGUCGCGGCGGCCUGGCCUACUGAAUCGCGCCAGCUCUGAAAAGCUGGGGGGAGGCACCGACGGCAGGAAGUCGCGGAGCAAUUCAUGGAUCUCCAACAUCAGCAACAAGUUCUCCUCGUCUCAAUCGUCCACUCCUGAACGCUCAGGCCCCCAGGCGACAUUGCCCUCGGCUGCCGCGGUGAAUGGCAAUGGCACUCCUAAGCAGGGUGCUGUGGCACAAGUCUCCGAGGAAGCCGAACCGUACAUCCCGUUGAGACCAAAGGAAGGCUCGGGCUUCUUCUCCACCCUCUCGCGCAAGCUGUCGGCGGGCUCCCAAGUCAGCAGCGCGCCCAGGAUCAGCGGGAAAGGCGGGGUCUGCGAGCGACGAGUGCUGAAUGUUGAUCCAAAUCGGGAGAGAUGUCUCGUCCCAGAGAUGGACACGAGCACAUUGAGGAAGGUCGCAUUUUGUGUGGACGUGGAGAUCGCCGGUGGCCCGCGCUACAAGGAUGAAGAUGAGGAUGACGAGGAUGAUCAAGAGCGCAGGCGGAGGAAGAAGGACAUGAAGAUGAAGGAACGAGCAGAGGGGGAGGCCAUGAAGCAUCCGGAAGCCCUGAAAGAGGAGAAGGGAAUGGAGGAUGGGGUGACACCGGAUCGACAGAGGAAGCCACUGCCCGUGCCGCGGGACAUACCCAAUGGUGACCAAAUACCCUGCGUGACCAAGAACUCUAGUGAUGGAAGCCCGCCUGGCGGGAAAGCAGAGGAUCAGCUGUCCGCGGAGAGGACGCGAGAGAAGAAGAAGAAGUCAGAAGACGAGCGAAAAGAGCGAAAGGAGAAGCGACGAAGAAGAGCUGAGGAAAAUGGAUCAAUCCCAGUGGAGCUUUCGAUGGACGCAGAUGUCGCGGCUCGGAUGGACGCAGAUACUAUCCCAUCCUCUUUGCCAGAUAGCCAACUGCUCCCGAACGGACAAAAUGGCAGUACUCAACUUCACCCACACGCUAAGCGCGAUCGACCUACUACCGACCCAGUGCGUAUAUACCGCAGAUGCUGCCAACUGCGAGAGACUCCUAUCUUGAAAAGAAUCACGGAACAGCUAAUGGCACCCACUUGCUGUGCCCCAUCUGAACCGGGUGUCGUCCAUACCUUGGACCUGACCGGCUCCAGACUACAGCUUGCUGAUAUGAUCACGCUUGGUGACUGGCUGGCCGUGGUGGCAGUCAAACGGCUCUUGCUAGAGGACGCGGAUCUGAGCGACGAAGGGCUACGAUGCAUCUUAGCUGGUUUAUUGGCAGCUAAGAAGCCAGAGCCUUCGAAGCGUAAGAGCAUGUCUCCCAAGCACCGAGAAAACGCUCGAGUUGUGGCUCACCAAGAGCGGUCUGGCGUCAUCGAGAAGCUACAUAUGAAGAACAACCCUCGGAUUACACGAGCUGGAUGGAAACAUAUCAGCCUUUUCCUCUACAUGUGCCGUUCACUGAAAGCCAUCGACCUUUCGAUGAUUCAAUUUCCCACCACAUUACCUCCUGGAACCCCAGGCCCAUCUUUGAAGAGUCCACAGCAGGACUCCCGGUGUUCUGGCCAGGAGACCGAAGCGGCUGAGACGUUCUUCAAGUGCUUGAGUCAGCGCCUGGGUGGAGACAAGCUGGAAGAGCUCAUUCUCUCGGAGUGCGGCUUGAAAGCGUCCCAAAUCCGAAAAGUUGUCGAUGGUGCCAUCGUCUGCGGCGUCAACAGGCUUGGUCUUGCGGGUACCCAGCUGGACGACGAAGGCCUCGAUGCUGUAUUGCAUUACCUGCAAUCUGGUGUCUGCGGCGGACUAGACUUGGGCGGUAAUGAUCUUCGCAACAAGCUUGGCCUGAUAGCAGAAGCGCUCAACAGCAGGUCCGGUACUCCUUGCUGGGGUCUGUCGCUGGCUGCCUGCAACCUAAACACUGCAUCGAUCAAGCCGCUAUUUUCGGCGUUGGUCAAACUGCAAAACUUCAGAUUUCUUGACCUCAGCCACAAUCGCGACCUUUGCUUGAAUGACAAUGGCACGAUAUCACUACUGCGGCGCUACAUUGGUCAAUUGAAAUUUCUCAAGCGGUUACACUUGGCUGAUGUGUCGAUGAGCCCCAAGCAGGCCAUUGCACUCGCAGAUGUGCUUCCAGAAGGCCCGCAGCUUGCUCAUCUCAACAUUCUGGAGAAUCCGCAGCUUACUGCUCUUGCACAUGCCAAGGACGAGGCUAACCAAGAGGAAGCAUGUGCGUUAUAUGCUUCGUAUAUGGCCGCGGUCAGAGUGUCAAAUACCUUAAUCUGCGUUGAUAUCGAUGUACCAAGCCCUGAAAACAGUGAGGUUGUGAAGGCAUUGGCCAAGCAGGUCGUUGCCUAUUCAUUACGCAACAUGGAGAGAUUUGCCGUCGCUGAAGCGACUGGAGAUAUCGCUGCCAUGACCGCAGAUGCGGCUGCAUCGCUCACUGAAUCGCAUGGUGGGGAACAACAUUUGAGAGAAAUUGCAGUGCCCGAUGUGCUCAUGCAUCUGGUGGGCCACGUCGAAGGCAACUUCCAAAAUCACGACAACGAUGAUCCCGCACCAGACGACAACUACAUUGUUGGUGGGACUGGGGUGGUCAAAGCACUUCAAUAUGUCCUUGGCGAGAAGGCAGACGAUCUUCGUCGUACCAGUGUCGCAGGUCCACCUUCAACCGGUACUAGAACACCUCGAGAAAGGCCGGGCUCAUCCGCGGGUCUAGAUCAGCAACAGCAGUUCAAAGCCAAGAAAAUGAGCAAGAAUUUACUGGAUAGUGCUCGGAAGAUUCGCGCGAGGCUGCAGCCGGCACUCGCUAAAGAGGCCAACACUGGUGACGGAAUGGCUUUCAGGAGACUCAACUUUUUGGACCAGACCCUGCAAAGCAUGAUCCAGCGCUUCGAAGAGGAAUACCCAGAGACCCGCAUUGCACCCCCUCCACCAAACCAGCCUCCCUCGCUGUCGUCUUCUGUCACAGAACAGUCUGGCCCUCUUUCUGUCAGUACUGCAGGAACAGAAAUCACAAACAUUUCUGACGACGAGGAUGAUAUCGGCCGCUACCGUCCAGCAGUCUCUCGACACAACAGCGACGUGUCACUGGCAUCUCGCGCCCUGGCCAUGGAAGAGGGCCACCUACAUCGUCUUGGACAGCGCAUCCGUCGCAACGUGGUAGACUCACCGGCCUCUGCCGUAGCACCGGAGGACGACUCUAUUCCGUGGAAGGCUGGGGAACUCCAGCGUCUGAGGGCGGUUAAGGAGAAGCUCGAUUCUAUAUCUGGGCCCGAGCUCAAAUCUGUGGUCGAGAAUCGUAGUUGGGACGCAGCAUUACAGGAGGUAGGUGCCAACCUGCAAGAUCUCAGGGCUAUGCAGGAACAAGAUCCGCAAGGAUGGGAACAAUUCAAGGAGGCUCAGAUGAAAGCACGAAUGAACGUGGCGCAGGACGCCAGGCGGGAGUAG
This is a messenger RNA of Fulvia fulva, 3951 nucleotides long. Its product is annotated as MAP-ous protein 1. The record is from RefSeq and is a predicted model, not a curated record. The transcript has 3 exons. NCBI's taxonomy places the organism in Eukaryota, Fungi, Ascomycota, Dothideomycetes, Mycosphaerellales, Mycosphaerellaceae. Bases 1 to 3951 code for a protein of 1316 amino acids.